AUGGAAUAUUCCGAUGAAUCUGACUUCUACGGGGACGAUGAUGUGGUCAUGAACCUCAACAACCGUGUACAACAAUUUGAUGUUCAGAGCUGGAUGCUCGAGCAACAGCAAUGCCCUGGGAGGCCUAUCCCUGACAAGAGCAACGUUCACGAAACAUCUCAUCUUCACAAUCCCUACGCCGGGGUAAAUUAUGCAUGGCAGCUUACCGAGACGGUAGAUCAGUUCCUCGCACGUCUCCCACCCAGGACAACAGACAUCUCGGAGGAUACGCCUUGGAUCUUCAUUUGCAAUCCGUAUAUACCCCGCGUUGAGAAGUCUAUGGGGCAGAACCAACUUAGUAAAGGUAAUGAAGAUGAGGCUCCCGAGGAAGAAGGCAGCAAGACUGCGCUUGUCAUGGAAGGCGGCCUGGAGAGACUAGAACUUCUCUCCAAGUUCAAGGACGGCUUGAAGAAAACCAACAAGGUCCUUGCAACGCAGGAGCGGGAUCUUCGAAAAGAAAUCAAGAAAGCCUCAGAUGAUAUACUGCACCUGGCGCACGCUGCCAAAGUCCGCGCUGGCAAGUGGAUGUUGUUCUGUUCACCAGCAGAAGUAAACGACGUGUGGGAGAUUGUCGCGAAAGCAACUGCCAAAAACGAGCUUGGCAUUGCUGCAAAGGUUGCUCCACGACCAGCCGAGGAGGAUUCUCGAAAAGAUCGACUCAUCUGCGUGUACACGACCGAUUUCGCAGACAAGGCCGACGUUGGCAGGGUGCUUCAAAAGCUUCGAGAGCUCAGAUUGGUUGAAGCUCGAGGACGACCUAUCUACUAUAAGCCAGACCUAACGACGCACAACAAAUGA
Messenger RNA from Fusarium tjaetaba, 837 nucleotides. RefSeq lists its product as uncharacterized. The record is from RefSeq and is a predicted model, not a curated record. The coding region runs from base 1 to 837 and encodes 278 amino acids. Lineage: Eukaryota; Fungi; Ascomycota; Sordariomycetes; Hypocreales; Nectriaceae. The transcript is spliced from 4 exons.